Messenger RNA from Rhea pennata, 1547 nucleotides. It is a transcript of the gene MTCP1, whose product is annotated as mature T cell proliferation 1. The transcript has 6 exons. Gene Ontology annotation, molecular function: protein serine/threonine kinase activator activity. The record is from RefSeq and is a predicted model, not a curated record. The coding region runs from base 1128 to 1454 and encodes 108 amino acids. NCBI's taxonomy places the organism in Eukaryota, Metazoa, Chordata, Aves, Rheiformes, Rheidae.
GGCGGUCCCGCGCGAGGGAAGCGCCGUGUCGCCCACGCGGAUCCCACCAAAGUUAGACCUUCCUUCCCCUAACUGCUGGACAGCCCCGGCUGGUUGAUUUUCUUACUUCUGUCUGAAAUCUGCCUUAUAACUUCACAAGUUUUCAGGAGAAGAUCACUGUGUUUCACUUGGAUAGGAAUAUUGCAGCUGCUUCAUAGCAGGAAGAUACUAUGUGUAUUACAGCUUAAUUCUGUUCUACUUUAAACCUAGAUAAAGGAUGAAGACUGUCUGUACAAUUUUGAUUACCUCUUCUAGGGUUCAAAAGAGAGAAUCAUUUUCCCUGACCUUCAUUUGCUAAUGGCUCAGCUUGAUCUAACCUGUAUACAGUAAACGUGCUGUUAAACAAAAAUUCUAGUAGGAAGAACCGUCUCAAUGUCUAAAAUUCCUUUGCCCCUGCUGGUAUCAGUGGCUCUUAGUAAGCAGCUAAAAUUUGGACUACGCAAAGUAACGAGAGCUAUUCACAAGAAGCUUGUACGUGAAUGGACACUUCUGCCAUCCUCUUAAAGGAGAUGAGAUGAAGGACCCUUCGCAAUGACAGCUCUGCAAGCUCCAAAUAUGAGAAACUCGUGCGUGUGGAGUCUUACGCUUUGUCUCCAGAAUGACCUUCACUCCUGUUAGGCUAAUUUCACCCGUUGCCACAAGUUUUGCUUUUGGGAUUUAGUCCAUCACUAGCCACGGAAGUCUUGCAUAAAUCACUUUUUCUCUCUUUUUCCCCCCUCUAUUUUACACAAAGACUGUUAAUAGAACUGUUAGUGGAAUAAGCGAAGCCAGUAUUCACAGGGUCUAACAGUGUACUUAUAGCACCUUUUGUCCCAAAAUGCCUUACAAAUGCCAUACAGCACGCAUGUCCCAGCGUGCAACUCGUCAUGAAAUUUCCUUUCACUUAGGUAUCACCUUAGCUUCCCAAAUUGACUGUUAGGGACGUUUCAGCAAAUAGCACCUCAUACAGUAAGUCAGACGCCGCCCAAAGGUGCCUUUCAGAGCUGAGAGCUUUCUCCGCAAACGCAUUCAGAGCUAAGGAGACCAUGCGCGCACCGUGCGUGUUGACGCCGUACACCUAACGGGAGCACCGGGACGUAACUGGGGGAAUGGCAGAAGGAGGGCACGCUGGCGCUCCUCCUGUCCGGCUGUGGGUGCGACGCGUGGGUGUUUACUGCGAUGAGCACCGCAAAACGUGGCUCGUGGCUGCGGAAGAGGAGGAAGGUAUGCUGAGGGCUCGGAUCCAAAGAGUUCAGGUUCCCCUGGGUGAGGCGCUGCGACCCAGCCAGCUCCCCCCAUCCCGGCUGCCUCAUAUGUGGCAGCUGUCCCAGGGUGAGCAGUACAGGGAUAGUAACUCUCGCGUUUGGGAGAUAGAGCACCAUCUCAUGCUUGGUGGUGUUGAAGAACUGCUGCUUAAACUCGUGCCUGGUGAUUAAUCUGGAGCAGUGGCUCUAGGAAGAUGUCCUUGUAUGUUUUGUACAAUAAAUGAUUCUCUCUCCACUGAAAUGCAGCCACCUCUGAGGUGGAAG